AAUUAAUUUUUGGAAAAUCAACAGGUUGUUGUGAUCACAGGAGCAAACUCAGGUAUUGGGAAGGAGACAGCACGUGACUUAGCAAGUCGUGGAGCCAUAGUAAUUCUUGCAUGCAGGAACCGCCAGGCAGCUCUUGAAGCUGGAAAGGACAUCCGUACUACCACUGGAGAUGGUGACUUGAUUGUCAUGGACCUUGACCUAGGUGACUUGGCUUCAAUUAGGUCAUUUGCAUCGAACUUCAUGGAGAAGUUUAGUAAGCUUGACGUCUUAAUAAACAAUGGUGGAGUGUUUAUCCCCCCAGAAGAGCGCAGGAAGACUAAGGAUGGCUUUGAAAUUCACUUUGGGGUAAAUCAUUUGGGUCAUUUUCUCCUCACGCAUCUGCUCUUUCAUCAUAUUCAGCGCACACCUAGCUCUCGAAUUGUUAAUGUGUCAUCACUUCUCUACAAAUGUGGCAAGAUAGAUUUUGAUAAUCUGGAUGCAGAUAAAGGCUGGGACAAGAAAGUCAGACAUAACACCCUCUACUGUAACUCUAAGCUAGCAAACAUCUUCCAUAGCCAAGAACUGGCUAAGAGACUCCAAGGCACAGGAACAGGAGUAUUUGUUUUGUGCCCUGGCUUUGUGUACACUGGGCUCAUGAGAUACAGUGCCCACCAGUUCAAUUGGUUCAAAAAACUGUGCUUUGCUCCUAUUGUUUUCCUGUUUAUGAGAACUCCAAAGCAGGGAGCCCAAACUACUAUCCACUGUGCUGUGUCAGAGGAAUUGGAUGGUGUGGAAUGGGGAUUCUUACGUGAGUGCAAAAUUGAUAAACUGGAAGCAGUUGCAGAAGAUUCUGAAACUGCUGCCAAACUAUGGGAUGUGUCGAUGGCUCUUGUUGGGGAGGGAGGCCCUGGAUCAGCAGCCCUGGAAGAGGAUAAUGGCUUUGUUGAAGGGCAAGAUGCAGAAGCAGUAAUGGUGGAGGAAGAGGCUGUUUUGGUGGAAGAUAUUCAAGUGGAAGAAACCACAGUAUUGAAAGCAAGCCCCCAGGUGGAAGAGAAGGGUCCAGCUGAAGAUGAAGAACAAAUGUUAAGAGAAGAAGCAGAGUCACCUGAUGCAGAACUAGAGACUCUAGAGAAAGAAGAAAGUGAUGAAGAAGAAGAAGGAGAACUACUAGACGAGGAUUUUGUCAACAGUGACAAGGAGAAGUUGCUGGAACCAAAAAAGUCAGAUGAAGUUAAAUGAAUGAAGUGAGGAUAAAAUAACUAUACCAUCUGUACGAAGACAGUAGCACUUGACAUGCAUACGUAGUCACAAACAAGUAGAAAUUAUGAAUCUAGGAAUUGUAUAUGCAUUCAAAUAUAAUCAACUACAGAUCUGCUUGUAAGCCAAAUGAGAUUCAUAAUGUGUUUGAAAUAUGUACAAUUAAAUUUGGCUAAGCAGUGGAAAGUUGGCUGUGUAACACUUGUGAUUUUGCAAUAGUAAAUUUAUAGAUAUUCUAAGGUUUGCUCUAUUUUAUUAAAGCAAAGGCAUAUAAAAACUGUAAAUAAUUAAAAGCUUAAACGAGUCGUCCUGCAAAGUAUUGCCAAACUCAGGAAAGGCCUUGAGUCUGCUUAUAUGGUAUUACUUCUGUAUUGUGGUUGUUUGUUAUCAUAGUCAUAACAGGGUAAUGGUACCUGUAUUUGCUUACGUGUGUUGUGUUUAUGUGUUGUACAAAUAUGUUAUCUGGUUUUCUUAGACUUGCUCUAAUGAAAAUUUCAAAGAUCAAAUGCUGUUAAAUGUUGCUAUACCAGCUAUUCAAGUAUUUUAGAUUUAAAUCCUGGCCAGUACAGACUCAGAUAUUAUCCAAAAGACAUAUCCAGUACUAGGAUGAUUUAAAAUUCAGUAUCCAAUUAUUUUCUUUUAUUUUUUUUAUUAUAUUUUUAAAGAUAAAGCUGCUUGUAUUAUUAAAAAUAUAUACUGACUGGAAAAUCAGACACUAUAAUUUUGAUUUAACAAGUUUAUAUUAACAGUGUUUCUGCAUCUGAUAACCAAAAAUAGUUGCAAGAACAGUAAGUCAUUAUUCAAGGCUAUCAUAAUGGGUAGAAAAAGUGUUUUUAGCUAUUUUCAAACUUCAGAAGGAGACAAGAAGAGAAUGACUUGCUCAAACAUCCUCCUACACCCUAAACAAUUUAUAUCUCCUUUUUUUUCCCUUAUCACUGUAUUUUAAUAACAUUAACUUUGAAAUGGGUUUUGCUUUUCUUGUCUCUAUGGGUAGUGUCUUAGAAGUACUUCAUAAUUAACAAGAAAUACUUAAAGGAAUAUAACCUACAGUCACUCUUAACAUUUGUUGUUGUCAACAGCUUUUGUAGAGAAAAUCUUUCUGAAAGAUUUUACAAUUUUGCAUUACUUAAAACUUGAGAUAGUUUGCUUCCUAAAAUCCAUAUCAGGGAUUCCAUAAUAUAGAACAGAUAUUUAUAUAUAUAUACAUAUAUAUAGGUCCACUGUAUGCAAUAUAUAUUAUAUAGACCCAUUGCACCUUUUGGGAAAAAAAUACUUGUCAAGUACAAGUGAUUUUCUUGUUAGGAGAUUGUCUCUAAUAUAUUGAUAUGAUUUUUUUUUUUUUUUCAUUUGAUAAGGUACUGAAUUUGUUUCAAUUUCAGGUUCAGUUACCAAAUGAGCUAUAAUUUCAUUGUAAUGAUAUGGAUUUUUGUCAAUCAUACAUAGUAUUGCAUUAAUAAAUAUUUCAACCUAA
This is a messenger RNA of Penaeus monodon (black tiger shrimp), 2707 nucleotides long. RefSeq names its product retinol dehydrogenase 11-like. The record is from RefSeq and is a predicted model, not a curated record. The transcript is spliced from 5 exons. NCBI's taxonomy places the organism in Eukaryota, Metazoa, Arthropoda, Malacostraca, Decapoda, Penaeidae. Bases 187 to 1218 code for a protein of 343 amino acids.